Triticum turgidum subsp. durum (durum wheat) is the source of this 972-nucleotide messenger RNA. The record is from the annotation of a GenBank genome assembly. Lineage: Eukaryota; Viridiplantae; Streptophyta; Magnoliopsida; Poales; Poaceae.
AUGUCCAUCAGAUCUCUCAUCGCAGCAUCCAGGUCCAGACAUGCCCUCGCCGCUGCCACCAUCUCUCAGGCAACUUCCAGGGCGCACCAGCACGCCUGCAUGCCUCCUCUGCUCUCGGGGCUUGGACCACUCGCGCGCGCCUUUAGCUCAAGCGCUGCAGUAGCAGAUGUCAAUUCAGGUGUCCGUGUUAUGGAAGGGCAGAUUUUGCCAAAUGUCUACUCCAAAGGGUAUUCUACUCUUUUGGCUCCAGCAAAUGAAGCGCUGAUUCCACCGGAACUUCUAUCUAGCAAGACUGUCUGGACACCAGACCGAGAGCUUGGGCAGUAUGAGGACCUAGUAGCUAGAGUAACAAACUUCCAUAAUGAGGACAACGGAUUCAUGGUUUUGGAUGGUGAUGUUUUUGAUGUUCCAAUUAGGAAGGAUAUCGUUCACAGGGUAGUAAGGUGGCAGCUUGCUAAAAGGCAACAGGGGACACACUCAACUAAAACUAUCAGUGAAGUGAGCGGCACAGGAAGAAAGCCUUACAAGCAAAAAGGAACUGGAAGAGCACGUCAUGGAACAUUGCGUGGUUGUCAGUUUCGAGGAGGUGCAACUAUGCAUGGCCCGAAACCACGAAGCCAUGCAUUCAAGUUGCAGAAGAAAGUGCGACGUCUGGGACUUAAGAUAGCCUUGUCUGCUAGAACAGCUGAGGGGAAGCUCUGCAUCUUCGAGGACCUAGAAGUCCCCAGCCACAAGACGAAAAACAUCGUGCAGUACAUCAAGCAGAUGGACGAUACGAAGAAGGUUUUGUUGGUGGAUGGAGGCGACAUUGAUAAGAAGUUAAAGCUGGCCACUAAAAAUCUUCACUACGUGAAUGUCAUUCCUUCGAUUGGCCUCAAUGUCUACAGCAUCCUGCAGCAUGACACCCUCGUAAUGACUCGAGACGCCAUCAACAGAAUCGUGGAGCGGAUGCACACCCCCAUCAGCCGCUAG